Molecule: messenger RNA, 2841 nt
Organism: Penicillium taxi
Lineage: Eukaryota; Fungi; Ascomycota; Eurotiomycetes; Eurotiales; Aspergillaceae
Product: DNA repair protein Rev1
Exons: 1
Coding region: 1-2841 (946 amino acids)
Biological process (GO): error-prone translesion synthesis; error-free translesion synthesis
Cellular component (GO): nucleus
Molecular function (GO): deoxycytidyl transferase activity; DNA-directed DNA polymerase activity; damaged DNA binding
Source: RefSeq, a predicted model, not a curated record
AUGACCAAAGAUGAUAAAAAUAUGCGGUCCCUGGGGCAACUCCAGUCCUCUGCAAGUCCUUCAAGCCCGUAUCCUCAAUCAGACUAUGGCGAAUUCCCUAGCUUUGGUGCUCUCGAGGAGGAAAAUGAGAUAAUUUCCACCGACAACAAUAUGGAAGCCACACCUGCUCUGUCCAAGGCGCAAAAUACCUCUGAGAGUCUGCCAGUCGAGUUAAAUAAUGACAAUGCCAAUAUGCUCCCUCCAUCGAACCCUCUGAACCCCGUAAAUCCACGAAUUACAUCUGAAGAAUACAACAAGCAAUUGCUGUCCGAUGCACGAAUGAGGCAGUCGAGCGUUGUAAACCCUGACUUUAUUCAACAAUAUUACCGGGAGUCCCGGCUUCAUCAUCUAUCGACCUGGAAAGCAGAAUUAAAAGCUCAACUUCAGGCAGCAGCUAGGGAGAAAACACAAUCUCGCGAACCUCGAAAGAAGCCGGUAUCCGGGUCAAGAAGAUACAUUCUCCAUGUUGACUUCGAUUCUUUUUUUGCGGCCGUUUCUCUUUUGGAACGUCCAGACCUCCAAAACAAACCUGUUGCAAUAGCCCACGGUGCCGGUCCCGGGUCUGAAAUUGCUAGCUGUAAUUACGUUGCGCGUGGUCAUGGUGUCAAAAACGGUAUGUGGAUGAAAAGUGCCCUGGAAGCAUGUCCAGAGCUUCAAGUUUUAUCCUACGACUUUCCAGCAUACGAGGAAGCGAGUCGUAAAUUUUAUAAUGCAGUUCUGGCCGUUGAUGGCAUUGUCCAGAGUGUUAGUAUUGAUGAGGCUCUUAUCGAUAUCACACACAUAUGCUUGGAUGCUGGUGGCUCGAAUGGCAGAGAUGUAUCUGAAGAGUCCAUACUUCGCGAGCAAACCAAGGCGGAUGAAAUCGGGCAUAUACUGCGCAAUGAAAUCAAGGAGAUAACAGAGUGUGCUGUUUCGGUGGGAAUUGGUGGAAAUAUUUUACUGGCUCGAGUUGCUUUGAGAAAGGCGAAGCCAGCUGGGCAAUUUCAACUCACGCCAGAUGCUGUAUUGGAUUUCAUUGGAGAUCUAAGUGUUCGAGAUCUCCCAGGGGUUGGAUACAGUCUCGCGGGAAAACUUGAAGAGCUAGGGGUACAACUUGUCAAGGAGAUGAGAGAAGUUUCUCGGGAUAGAUUGAUUUCGUUCCUAGGACCAAAGACUGGGAUACGGAUGGCAGAGUAUGCACGGGGCAUUGAUAAGUCUGAAGUUGGCAAUGACAUUGUGAGAAAGUCUGUUUCGGCAGAAGUCAAUUGGGGCAUUCGAUUUAUCAAUCAGGACCAAGCGGAAGAUUUCAUGCGAUCUUUAUGUGAGGAACUCAACCGAAGACUGGUUGAGAGUAUGGUUAGGGGAAAGCAGCUGACUCUCAAGGUCAUGCGUCGGUCACUGGACGCACCUCUUGAGCCAGUAAAGCAUCUUGGCCAUGGAAAGUGCGAUGUGUUCAAUAAAAGUGUUAUGAUCGGUGUGGCUACAAAUUCCACAGAUGUUCUGGGAAAGGAGGCUGUCUCCAUGUUACGGAGUUUCAACUUCUCCCCUGGAGACUUACGCGGAUUGGGGGUGCAAAUGACCAAGCUAGAGCCAGUCAAGUCCAACUCUUCUGCAAACUUGGACAGCAGCCAGCGAAAGCUGAAUUUUACCAAAUCUCCCUCGCGCAAAAGGACAAUCGAAAAAUUAGAGCAGCCGCGCAAAGGGGAUUCAACACCGACUCAAGUCAAUCUUAUGCUUAGCAACAGUUCCAAUAAAGCUUUGCAUAUCUCUGGAUCUCAACUCAUCUUGCCUUCGCAAGUAGACCCAUCAGUGCUUGCUGAGCUUCCUGAAUAUAUCAGAGCAAGACUUGUCGCUCAGGCGAUGCCGCAGCAACAUUCGCCUCCAGGAUCGCCAUGUCCACCAUCCCGCUCAGUGGCUCAAUCGACUGCGCUCAACCUUCCUCCACAGUCUCAGUUAGACCCUGAGAUCUUGGCUUCAUUGCCAGAUGAUGUACGCAAUGAAGUAUUAGGAUAUUAUAAUCAACAACCUGUCGCUAUUACAGCUACACAAAAAGUGUCCCGUGCGCAUCCAACAUCUUCCGGCUCUCUAACGUUGAAAAAAACAUCCUCACCGCCGAAGAAAAGACGCGGACGCCCUCCAAAAGUGUCUCAAGCCGAGAUCGAUAAGAACCUGACACAGACGAGCAUUAUUGCUCCGCGAACAGUUGCCGUCAAACAGGAACCAGUACCGGAGCAACUGUCCUUAGCUCAAGAAACAGCCGAAAUCUCAGCUGAGUUCUUAGCAGAAUUGCCCGAGGAUAUCCGGCAAGAAAUAUUAGAGCAGCAAGAACGUUCUCGUAUGCUGCGUUCUAUUUCUGCUCCUGCUCCUGAAUCUGUAUCUGAACCUGCAUCUGAAUUAAUGGAGAUACCAGAUUCUGUUCUCAUGCCUCCACCACCAAUUCCUAAAUCUUUACCCCUUCCUCCACUUGCGGCUCGACCUGUUUUCACCUCGCAGGGUCUAUCUAAAUUAUCAGAUCUUCGAGGGGCUAUUGGCGAAUGGUAUUCUACAUUUGUGACCGAAGGCCCAUACGAUGAGGAUGUCAAGGUUCUUUGUUCUUACCUUCGUCGCGUAAUUGCCGAUGAAAGGGAUAUUGAUAAAGCUGUUUCAACUGUCCGGUGGCUGAUGUGGCUCAUUAAUGAUUCUACCCAGCAAUGGUCUGCCAGAAGACAAUCCGCGCAAUCUCAAAAUGAGCUCAUCUCUUGGCCAGAAGCCGUUGCCAUCAUACAUAGGAACAUACAGGAUGCCAUGGAAGAACGAGGUUUGCCACCAGUGGACUUGGAAUGA